Ascochyta rabiei is the source of this 1416-nucleotide messenger RNA. RefSeq lists its product as uncharacterized. The coding region runs from base 1 to 1416 and encodes 471 amino acids. The transcript has a single exon. Gene Ontology annotation, biological process: fungal-type cell wall polysaccharide metabolic process. Gene Ontology annotation, cellular component: fungal-type cell wall. The record is from RefSeq and is a predicted model, not a curated record. NCBI's taxonomy places the organism in Eukaryota, Fungi, Ascomycota, Dothideomycetes, Pleosporales, Didymellaceae.
AUGUCGUCCAUGACCAAGAUCAGCCUUUUGGCCCUCAUCGGCGCCGCUGCCGCCCACCCUUCCUACGGUGGUCACUACAAGUUCCACUCCCACUCCAAGCCCUACCCCACUGGCGGUUGGUCCGGCAACUACAACAGCACUCAGGUCCCCGCCGGCACUGCUUCUUACAGCCAGGACAAGACUUCCACCAUCGACGUGACCUCCACCUCCACCAAGACCAUCUACUCUACUGUCUACCCAACUCCUACGUCUGCAGUUGUUGAGAACGUCUCCUCCAAGGCUACUGGCCAGUGCGGUCCUGCUACCGUCACCAUCACUUCCACUGAGAAGGCCACCGUCACCGUCACCCCCGGAGCUUCAUCCGCAUACUCUGCCAGUCUUGUCUCCUCCGUCGUUGCCCUUCCCUCCAAGGCUGGCGAGUACGAUGCUUCAAGCUACAUUGUCGUCUCCUCGACUCCCGCUGCUGAGAAGCCCACCACCUCUUCCAAGCCUGCCGAUGUCACCUCCUCUAAGCCUGUCGUAACUUCCAGCUCCAAGGCUCAGUACGAGGCAUACACUCCCUCUGCCUCUCUCCCUGCUGUCACCUCGGUGGCCCAGACGGACUACAGCACCGCAGUCCCUACUUCUUCCGUCGCUGCUUCCUCUGCCGCCGCUUCCUCUUCCGCUGCCCCCAAGCCCUCCGGUACUCCUACCUACAGCGGAACCAAGCGUGGUCUUGCCUACAACGACGGUGAGCUCUGCGCAUCCUUCGGCUCUAACUUCGGUUUCGCCUACAACUGGGCGCAGACCGAGAGCAAGGACGUCGGCGCUCCUUUCAUCCCCAUGAUGCACAAGAUCUCCGACUCCACGGCCGAAGCAUGGCUCGCCAACGUCGACAAGGCUGUCAAGGCUGGCUCCAAGGCGGUCAUGGGUUUCAACGAGCCCGACAUUGUCGCGCAGGCCAACCUCACCCCCGAGGCCGCCUGCAGCGGCUGGAAGGAGUACAUGAACCCCAUCGCCUCCUCGCACCCCGAUGUCACCAUCCUUGGACCCUCGGUUUCAAACAGUGGUAACGAUGGCCAGGGACUCUCGUGGCUCUCUACUUUCCACGAGGUCUGCCCCGACGCUAUUGUGCACGCCACCAACAUCCACUUCUACGACAUCUACGAGAGCGCGACCAUCGACCGCUUCAAGGCCCAGGUCGAGAAGGCCGCCGCCAUGUACGGCAAGCCUGUCUGGAUCACCGAGUUUGGUCUCAACCCCGGCUCGGCUUCCGAGGAGCAGGCUGCUUCCUUCCUCAAGGAGGCCAUGGACUUUUGCGAUUCCUCGCCGCUCAUUCAAGGUUAUGCUUGGUUUAUGGUUGGAACUGGUGAGAACCAGCUUAACUCUGCUAGCGGCCUCAGUGCCGUCGGUCAGGUCUACGCUGGCUCCUCGUAA